AUGUCGAGUUCGUCGGAAAUUUUGAAAUCUGGCAGAUUUAUGCCGGUAAGAUCAUCGGAGAAGUUGAACUUCUCUCAGAAGUGUAGUCGCUUGAGUCAGUACUUGAAAGAGAACGGUUCGCUCGGAGAUCUCAGCCUUGACAUGAAUCGCAAUUUGGAAUCAAACGAGCGCUCGCUUCAUCACGAAAAUGGGCCACAGCCUAGGAACAUGAAGUUCAGGAUAGUCCAACUCAGUAGGUAUCAACUCGGUCAUAUCAAACACGGUGGUAUGUACCUACUUGAUAAUAAGGAACUUGGUACAAGAUGGACCUCAAGUAGCCCCGAAUCACUCCACGUACAUUCCCCUUGGAGACCGCAAGGGGAUAUGGAGCAGAUCUGGGAGCUUCUUGGCAGACUAAAGUAUCAGUUAAGGCAUUUAUACAGGGAGGCAAAUGUGAUUGCUGAUUUUUUGGCCUCUUUUACUAGUUCAGACUGGAACAUAUUCUGA
Molecule: messenger RNA, 486 nt
Organism: Ilex paraguariensis (yerba mate)
Lineage: Eukaryota; Viridiplantae; Streptophyta; Magnoliopsida; Aquifoliales; Aquifoliaceae
Source: the annotation of a GenBank genome assembly